CUGCGUCCUGGUAAUGGUAAUGGACACACCCUUGCCACUCUCGCUGUUCUUCUGGCUCUCUCUGUCUGUUUCUCACUCUCAAUCUUUGUUCUUGGGUGCUUACGGCUUUGAAGGGACGAGUGCUUCUUCCUCAACUUCGACCAGCACCACCCCGUCCGCAGCCAGCAGACGAUUCUAGAGCCAAGUUGCCGAACAGCAAAGCGCCCCUCCAUCCGUAGCCAGACGCCCCUCAAUCAGACAUGGACAUGGAAGAGUGGAAAUUCCCCGAAUCGUCGUAUAGCGUAGCAGUGCAGUACGCCGAAGAGACGAUGAAGCUGCAAGGGAUUCACAGAAAUAGGGCGCAAAUGGGCGGAAACCAGCAGGAGGAUGUGUUUGGUGGAUAUGUUAGAUCUUAUGGCUUCAACUAUGACAAGAAUAGUAAUAUAGCUCAAGGCUCAAUGUCGAUCAGCUUUUCUCAUCAGAGAUGGAGACAACUUCCUGUCACAGUGGUCAUCUUAGGAGCGAUAUACGAAGAUGGAAAGGCCGGGCAACGAAUUGUUGAGAGAACCGCGAAACUUUCUGAAUUAUCAGAUUUGGUGCACUUAUUGCCAGCAAAUCCAGCAGUACGUAGUGGUGUACCAGCAAUUCAGUGGCCCCUUUUUCGUAGGCAACAUACCGCAAAUCAAUGCUGGAAGUUUCUCACGUAUUGA
Messenger RNA from Triticum urartu, 689 nucleotides. NCBI's taxonomy places the organism in Eukaryota, Viridiplantae, Streptophyta, Magnoliopsida, Poales, Poaceae. The record is from RefSeq and is a predicted model, not a curated record.